Messenger RNA from Myripristis murdjan (pinecone soldierfish), 4751 nucleotides. It is a transcript of the gene drosha, whose product is annotated as drosha ribonuclease III. Bases 164 to 4240 code for a protein of 1358 amino acids. Gene Ontology annotation, biological process: primary miRNA processing; rRNA processing; pre-miRNA processing. The transcript has 32 exons. Gene Ontology annotation, molecular function: ribonuclease III activity; RNA binding. The record is from RefSeq and is a predicted model, not a curated record. Lineage: Eukaryota; Metazoa; Chordata; Actinopteri; Holocentriformes; Holocentridae. Gene Ontology annotation, cellular component: microprocessor complex; nucleus.
ACGCCCAGGGAAAACGUGAGACACACUCAUCAGAUCAUGUAUGUAGCCUAGCCUCAUUGGAGACAGCGACGUUUUAACACCGUUACGGGCUGUUGAAAUUUAAAUGUUAUUUAACGCCUCGCUGAUGCUUUGUAGUUCAUAACACCUGCUGUUUUCAAACGCCAUGUCGUUCCAUCAGGGUCGCGGCGUCUCCAGAGGAGGGAUGCCGCCCGGCCAGCACGGGUCUCCUCAGAACUACCGCCCCGCCAACCUGAGGCCGAUGCCUCCGCAGCCUCCUGUGCCCCCGUACCACUAUGACCCUCAGGCCCCUCCCAGCUCUUGCUACCAUGGCAACAGUGGCUACAUGCCCCCUCACUCUGACUUCAUGCCUUACCCCCCUCCGCCACCGUCGCAGCCUCCCAGCUCUCUUAACCAGUGCCCGGUGCGCCCGCCUUUCCCCAAACCUCCCGUCCGUCAGGGCUUUCCCGACCCGCCGCCCAACUUCCCUCCUCCUCCGCUCCCCAGCUCCUCCGGCGGCCCCGCGCCAGGCUCCCAGGCGUCCGCUCAGAAUGCCUACCACCCCUACAUGAUGCCGCCUGUGCCGCCUCCACCGAUACCCCACCCGCCCAUGCCUCCAUCCAUGCCCUCUCAGUCUAUGAGCUACCACCCUCCGUACUCAAUGAACUACCCUCAUCCUCCUCACCCUCCCUUCCCUCCUCCCACCUUCAACCCGGGCUACACCCAGAGCCCCACCUCCUUCAAACCGGACCACAGCUUCAGGCACGGGGGGCAGUACAAGUACGAGAAGCCCCUGGACAACCGGCGGUCUCCGGAAAGAGGCCAUCGACAUGACGACCACAGGCAGAAGAGCUACGGCUACAGCAGCCACGGCGACAGGCACAAAAUGGAGUUUUCUGGUGAGAGGAAGGAGCGGGGCAGGAGUCCAGACAGGCGAGGCAGGCCAGAGGUGGGACGGUACCGGUCUGAGUACAGCAGAGGCAGGACGUCCCCCAGGCACCGGAGCAGGGAUCGCAGCAGGGAGAGGCAUCGCCACAGAGAAAGCAGGAGAUCACAGUCUCCGGACAGGCACAGGAAGAGGCCUCGAAGUCGCUCAUCGAGCAGAGAGCGCAAACGCGGCCGCUGGGAGGAGGAGCAGCGGGACAGGAGGUUCGAGGGCUCGGGGCCGAGCAGGGAGCGCAGCUACACCUCCCUGAGGAGCAGAGACUCCGAGGAGCCCCUCGCUGACCGGGACAGAGACCGAGAGAGGGAGAGGGAAAGAGAGAGAGAGCGGGACAAGGAGAGGGAGAGAGAGAAGGAGAAGGGGGAGGAGGAGAAAGAGGAGGAGGAGCUGCUGAAACCGGCCUGGAUCCGCUGCACCCACGCUGAGAGCUACUACUCCAAUGACCCCAUGGACCAAGUGGGAGACUCCACGGUGGUGGGCACCAGUAAACUGCGGGACCUGUACGAGCGCUUUGAGGAAGAGCUGGUGAAGAGACAGGAGCGAGCCAAGGCUGCCAGACCCAAGUGGGAGCCGCCCAAAACCAAACUAGACGAGGAUCCAGACGACAGCAGCAGUGACUCAGACUGCGAGUCGGACGGAGAGGGAAGCACCUGCUCCAGCAGCUCCGACUCCGAGGUUUUUGACGUCAUCGCCGAGAUCAAGCGGAAGAAAGCUCACCCGGACCGCCUGCAUGAGGAGCUGUGGUACAACGACCCGGGCCAGAUGAAUGAUGGUCCCCUGUGUAAGUGCAGUGCCAAGGCCAGACGCACAGGGAUCCGCCACAGCAUCUACCCGGGGGAGGAGCCGGUGAAGCCGUGCCGCCCGAUGAACAACAACGCAGGAAAACUGUUCCACUACAGAAUCACUGUGUCUCCUCCCACCAACUUCCUGACCGACAGGCCCACGGUGAUCGAGUACGAUGACCACGAGUACCUCUUUGAAGGCUUCUCCCUUUUCUCCCACACUCCUCUGACUAACAUUCCAUUGUGCCGUGUGAUCCGCUUCAACAUAGAUUACACCAUUCACUUCAUAGAGGAGAUGACACCAGAGAACUACUGCGUCCGAGGCCUCGAGCUGUUUGCCUCCUACUUGUUCCAGGACAUUUUGGAGCUGUACGACUGGAACCUGACAGGUCCGGAGUCUGAGAACGAGGCCGCCGGGUGCCAGAGGUUCCACUUCAUGCCCCGUUUUGUCCGGUUUUUACCCGACGGCGGGAAGGAGGUGCUGUCCAUGCAUCAGGUGCUGCUCUACCUCCUGCGCAGCAGCAAGCCGCUGGUCCCUGAGGAGGAGAUCGCAGACAUGCUGCAGUGGGAGGAGCUGGAGUGGCAGAAAUAUGCCGAAGAGUGCAAGGGCAUGAUUGUCACCAACCCUGGCAUGAAGCCGAGCUCAGUGCGUAUCGACCAACUGGACCGGGAGCAGUUCAACCCCGACGUCAUCACCUUCCCCAUCAUCGUUCACUUCGGGAUCCGGCCUGCCCAGCUCAGCUACGCAGGCGACCCUCAGUACCAGAAGCUGUGGAAGAGCUAUGUGAAACUACGCCACCUGCUGGCCAACAGUCCCAAGGUCAAGCAGAUUGACAAGCAGAAGCUGACACAGAGGGAGGAAGCUCUUCAGAAGAUCCGUCAGAAGAACACCAUGCGCCGCGAGGUGACGGUGGAGCUCAGCAGCCAGGGGUUCUGGAAGACUGGCAUCCGCUCCGACGUCUGCCAGCACGCCAUGAUGUUGCCCGUCCUCACCCACCACAUCCGGUACCACCAGUGCCUGAUGCACCUGGAUAAGCUCAUCGGCUACGUCUUCAAGGAGCGCUGCCUCCUUCAGCUGGCCAUGACCCACCCCAGCCACCACCUCAACUUCGGCAUGAAUCCCGACCACGCCCGCAACUCCCUGUCCAAUUGCGGCAUCCGCCAGCCCAAAUACGGGGACAGGAAGGUCCACCAUAUGUACAUGAGGAAGAAGGGAAUCAACACCUUGAUUAACAUCAUGUCUCGUCUGGGCCAGGAUGACCCGUCCCCCUCCAGGAUCAAUCACAACGAGAGACUGGAGUUCCUGGGUGACGCCGUCGUCGAGUUCCUCACCAGUGUCCAUCUUUAUUACCUCUUUCCCAACUUGGAGGAGGGCGGCCUGGCUACCUACAGAACAGCCAUUGUGCAGAACCAGCACCUUGCCAUGCUUGCCAAGAAGCUGGAGCUCGACCGCUUCAUGCUGUACGCCCACGGGCCAGAUCUGUGCCGGGAGUCGGACCUGCGACACGCCAUGGCCAACUGCUUUGAGGCGCUCAUCGGUGCUGUGUAUUUGGAGGGAGGCUUGGAGGAGGCCAAGCAGCUCUUUGGGAGGCUGCUUUUCAACGGCGAGGACCUACGGGAAGUCUGGCUGAACUACCCGCCGCACCCCCUGCAGGUCCAGGAGCCUCAGACAGACAGGCAGCUGAUCGAGACGUCUCCGGUGCUGCAGAAGCUGACCGACUUCGAGGAAGCCAUCGGAGUUUUCUUCACACACGUGCGCCUUCUGGCCAGAGCCUUCACCCUGAGGACGGUGGGCUUCAACCACCUCACCCUGGGCCACAACCAGAGGAUGGAGUUCCUGGGAGACUCCAUCAUGCAGCUGGUGGCCACCGAGUACCUCUUCAUCCACUUCCCGGACCACCAUGAAGGACACUUGACGCUCCUGCGCAGUUCACUGGUCAACAACCGCACACAGGCCAAAGUGGCUGAAGAGUUGGGCAUGCAAGAAUUUGCCAUUACCAACGACAAAACCAAGCGGCCGGUCGCCCUGCGGACCAAGACUCUGGCUGACCUCCUCGAGUCUUUCAUCGCAGCCCUCUACAUAGAUAAAGAUCUGGAGUAUGUGCACACCUUCAUGAACGUGUGCUUCUUCCCCCGGCUGAAGGAGUUCAUUCUGAACCAGGACUGGAAUGACCCAAAGUCUCAGCUGCAGCAGUGCUGUUUGACCCUGCGAACAGAGGGCAAAGAGCCUGACAUCCCAUUGUACAAGACCCUGCAGACAGUGGGGCCCUCGCACGCCCGGACCUACACCGUCGCCGUGUAUUUCAAAGGGGAGCGGAUCGGCUGCGGCAAAGGCCCAAGCAUCCAACAGGCGGAAAUGGGAGCCGCGAUGGAUGCGCUUGAAAAAUAUAACUUCCCGCAGAUGGCUCAUCAGAAGCGCUUCAUCGAGCGGAAAUACAGACAGGAGCUGAAGGAGAUGAGACGAGAGCGGGAGCGGCAGGAGAAGGAGACCGACGAGGCGGAGGAAUGCAGGAAGUGACAGCGCCUCUUUCGGGCCAAUCAGGAUCCACGUCCGCGUUAGAAACCUGUCGGCAAACGCGGAGGCUGUCCAGGAGGAGCGACCGGCAGAAGUGAGACGCCGGCCGUCGUCCAGGGGAGCCGUGACAAGUGAGGAAGGACGUUUGAGUGUCCCUUCAGUUUUACAGGAACAUGAAGGCAACGCGGGUAACACGAGCGACCCGGGCGUCAAUUAUGUCUUCGCCCGCUUAUUUUGACUGACAAAAUUAGGACGGAAGGCGUUUUUAUUCAGAGAUGGAAGUCAGAAGGUAGAGAUAAGAUUUCAUGACGUUUCCUACAGUCAGAGUUGGCCUUUUGUUUAAAGUUUGUUUACAUUUUGUUUUGUCUAUGCUGCUUUUUUUGUGUAGUCUUAAUUAUGACUGUAUAGCUUUUUUUAAAACUAAAACUAGCAGAGUUAAUAAUAAUGUUACUGAAGGAUGCUGGCACAAAACAUGCAAAAAAAAACAAACAAAUAAAUAAAUAAAAGAAUAAAU